CAACGUCGAGAGUGUAGGCCCCACCUAACAUGGGUCCCUGCUUCAGUAGUAGUGCGCCUGGAGCUGCCGGUUGGCUCCGGUUUAGAUGCACGGGGGUCCUCAGGGCCUGAGACCGGGUUCCAACCUGGCUUCUCGGGAUGUCGGUGGCCUUCGUACCGGACUGGCUGAAAGGCAAGGCGGAAGUUAAUCAGGAGACGAUCCAGCGGCUCCUGGAGGAGAAUGACCAGCUCAUCCGCUGCAUCGUGGAGUAUCAGAACAAAGGCCGGGCGAAUGAGUGCGUCCAGUACCAGCAUGUGUUACACAGAAAUCUCAUUUAUUUGGCUACCAUCGCAGAUGCCAACCCCACCAGCCCUUCAAAACCAAUGGAAUAAUCUUUCAGCUGGCUCUCAUAAGGAGUAAUUGAGGGUAACCCAUUUCCUAUGAAGUAGAGAUAGGAUCUUUACCAACUCAACUGCUUGAAACAUGAAUGAAACCUCUGUGACUCUUUUAAAAAUGUGAAAAGGUGAAGAAAGCUACUAAGUUAACUGUAUUCGCAGCGUAAAUACUUAUUUUAAUAAUUAAGCAGAUUAAGUUGACUCCAGAUGUCCUCUUUCCUGUUUGGAUGUUUCGAUAACAAAGAUAUCAUGGGCAUCUUCAAUUCAACCUUUUCAGUUUCAACCUGAAGAGGAAACUGAAUAGAUGUUGGGCAAUCAACAGGAAUUGGCAAGACUCCUAACUGAGGCCCUGCCGAAUGGAUGUGUAACUGUGUGCUCCCUCCUAGCAGUUUGUAGUUGUGGACCUGACGAUUUUUUUCAGGUUGCUUUGAAAUAAAGCUCGCCUUUCCAUGAAAGAC
Messenger RNA from Lynx canadensis (Canada lynx), 832 nucleotides. It is a transcript of the gene SS18L2, whose product is annotated as SS18 like 2. The transcript has 3 exons. Bases 138 to 371 code for a protein of 77 amino acids. Gene Ontology annotation, biological process: positive regulation of transcription by RNA polymerase II. The record is from RefSeq and is a predicted model, not a curated record. NCBI's taxonomy places the organism in Eukaryota, Metazoa, Chordata, Mammalia, Carnivora, Felidae. Gene Ontology annotation, cellular component: nucleus. Gene Ontology annotation, molecular function: transcription coactivator activity.